AUGGCUGGAAUUAUCGGCGCGGUAGCUGGGUCUGCUCAGAGCUCAACGAUUAAAUGUGCCCAUGGACUGCAAAUGUUUGUUUCUCGUGGAACCGGGGAGGCUACGGAGCUCGGUGAAACAAAAGCUUUGGUUGAUAAUAUCGCUAAGCAGAUCGAUGGAUCCAAAAUUCAUCCGAUACUGUAUCCUGCGACUUUUGACGAUCCCGUCUACAUGUUGUCUGUAGCCAACGGCACCAAGCUUGUCAGGAAGACCAUAACCAAGUACGCAAAGGCCUGCCCAGAGUCAAAGAUGGCAUGGUUCGGGUAUUCUCAGGUAGAGACGUCUUAUCAUUCCCUGCGGAGUUGGAUGCUGAUAUGCCACAAGGGUGCUCAAAUAACCUCCAACAACUUUUGUGGAAUGCCUUACGUUUGGGGCGCGGAACAAACAGAGAACUCAACCAUUACCCCAGCCCAAGUACAAGAGAUCUUUGCUCUGUCACAACCGUUGGCCAAGGAACUCACUAAGAAUGGUCAGCUUGCAAAACAUCUGUUCAUUGUCGACGAGGCUAAUAGCUGCUAG
Molecule: messenger RNA, 558 nt
Organism: Penicillium soppii
Lineage: Eukaryota; Fungi; Ascomycota; Eurotiomycetes; Eurotiales; Aspergillaceae
Exons: 1
Coding region: 1-558 (185 amino acids)
Molecular function (GO): hydrolase activity
Source: RefSeq, a predicted model, not a curated record